UCGUAAUAAUCAAUGCCCUCUGUCUCUCUCUCUCUCUCUCUCUCUCUCGCUCUCACAUAUCCAUCAUCUGGUCUUCUCCCACACUUUCCCUCUCAUUUUCCUCUUUCCUCUUUCCUCAUGAACCUCUCGCCCUCCCCCGUGACUCCGUGACUCACAAGUCACACACCCUAUUAAAAAAAAAAAUUCAAACCAUUUCCACCACCACCGGUAAAGAGAAAAAAAAAAAAAAAAAAGGAAUGAUCUGCAUCUUCUUCUACUACUACUACUACUACUACUACAGGCAGCAGCAUGCGAUCCCCUCAAGCCCUCCGUAACGGCGAGAACCCAUCACCUCACCGUCGCAACAGUAAUUUCUCAACACCGUCGGCAACUCCUCACCACCCAGCGUCUCACUUCCACUCCACCGUGACCGUACACAAGCUCCGCCGCUUCAACUCCCUCAUCCUCCUCUUCCGCCUCGCCGCCUUUUGCUUCUCUCUCACCUCCUCUGUUUUCAUGAUCACUACCAAUACACGCUCCUCCUCCUCUUCUCCGCAUUGGUACGAUUUCGAAGCCUUCAGAUUCGUGCUGGCGGCGAAUGCGAUAGUGGCCGUGUACUCUCUCUUCGAAAUGGUAGCCUCCGUUUGGGAAAUCUCUAGAGACACCACUCUCUUCCCGGAAAGCUUACAGGUCUGGUUCGACUUCGGCCACGACCAGGUGUUCGCGUACCUGUUGGUGUCGGCAAAUUCCGCGGGAACGGAGAUGGCGAGGACGCUGAGGAACACCAACACGUGUACGGCCACAAAUGCAUUCUGCGUCCAAUCAGACAUUUCAAUCGCAUUGGGAUUCGCGGGGUUUCUGUUCCUCGGGUUUUCUUCUCUGCUCUCGGGUUUUCGGGUCGUUUGUUUCAUAAUCAACGGCUCUCGUUUUCAUCUUUGAACCGAGAGAGUGAGGGAGAGAUAAGAGGAAUAUUUGAGUGUGUCGGAAACGUAGGCUUUUUUUUAUUGUGUACCGUACUAUGUGAUUGAUAUGAGUGACGUGGUGUUUUUCUUUGUGUAUGAUUGAUUUGAUCUUCAGAUCUUUAGCUGU
Quercus robur (English oak) is the source of this 1068-nucleotide messenger RNA. RefSeq names its product CASP-like protein 4C1. Lineage: Eukaryota; Viridiplantae; Streptophyta; Magnoliopsida; Fagales; Fagaceae. The transcript has 3 exons. The record is from RefSeq and is a predicted model, not a curated record. Bases 289 to 918 code for a protein of 209 amino acids.